AUGAAAACUCUCAGUGUUACGGAGGCAGCUAAUAUUGUUGUCCGUGGAAAGAGGUUUUAAGAAAUACGUCUAAACGUUUGGUACAAUUUAGGCCGGUAAAAUGAGGCAACACAGGAGGUUUGCAAUCGACCAGGGUAAUAAUAAGGCAGCUUGAAGAGGAAACGGACUAUUACGGCCCAAUUUGGCGCCCUCCUGCUGCCGACCAUCAGCCGUACGUGGUCUCUCAUACACCAAUCCGAAAACAUCCCUCUUGUUGGACACGUUGUUUGAUCAGGACUGUUCAUUGCCCGAAUUUCUCCUUUAUCACGUACGUUAUAGCAAAUGUUGUUUGAACGCGACUUACGACAAACAUGUGGACUGUAUUAUACAGAUAACGCGUGUUUAUCCGGUUCCGACAUAGCUGUACCCAUGAUGCCCUGCGGCACGAAAAAGUAACAUCGCCAGAGCUUUUCUCCGCCACUUUAGCCCCGGUGUGUGAAAUCAAAGGCCUGGUGACUGAGUGAUUUCAAAUGGUUUGAAAUCUAUCAUGAGGGGCUCAUUAGGUGCCGCAGCUGGGCGAUCAAUUGAGGCGACCUACCUAGCCGAACACUUUGUUUAAUGUUACCGUUGUAUGGCCCAGCGUGGAGUAGGAGGGGGACGACAUCCGCGGCAAUCAAUUAAUUGCGAGCGGUUCUGGGUUAAUUGGGCUCGUUAGAAAUCGGUUUAAGUGGUUUUAAAUCGAUGAGCUGAUAGCAAAGAGAAAGCUAGGGGGAAAACGCCCAAUGACGUGAGUGUGGUGUUUUCUCUCCUGUCUACCUCUCUAUUCAGCCGUCACGAUUCGGUUAGAACAGAACCGUGCUGCGGUCCGGGGUCCAGCAAGGCCUGCCCGUACGUGUGCAUGUUUUCAAUUGAGGACAAGGGUGCUGGAAAUAUCCAUUUCUGUGGCAUUUCUGGCAGGGGCGAAAUCCGAGCUUUUGAUUGACAGCUAAUGAUUUAGCUGUGGCGGGAGUGGAUCGCCCUGGCUGGAGGUUCCUUUUGUCUUUAUUGUCCAUUGUGUCCAGACACAAGGAGUGUGGUAGAUAGAGCCGUCCACUUUCUUCGACCAUCCCGAGUCCAGAACCUCUCUCCGCUUUCUGCCUCAUAUGCCCGUGUCAACAAAGCCCCUUUAAUUACCCUUAUCAGCGUCCACAAUCGCUGUAUUGAUUUGUUUAGUGUGUCAAAUAAUUCGGCUCAAUUGUGCGGCGUUUCUGGAACGAGGUGCCAACUGAUUGGGAGUAAUUGCGCCAGUUGUGCCAUUGGCUAGCCGCUACUGGUUGGUGAAGCACGGCGCGCUGGUACGGUCCUGACGGGCGCAGGUCGCAGGUGGUCCCGAGCAUGGCGAUGCAGCAGGAGUCGCGAGCGGCGUGUACGGUGGCCAGGCCGGUCCCGCUCUACACCACGCCGCCCAUAUGGCACCAGCACAUCUACCAUUCCACGUCUAAACAACCGACCCGCCACUUCAUCGCCGACAUCUUAGGAUUACGUCCCGAUAAAGAUGACAGGCCACGGUCCCCCUGCAUGCGAAGUCCGGAACUCCAGAACGCCAAGGCCGUCGACUCGGCCAGGUCACCGAGAGGGAACGCGAGGUCCUCCACGGGCGCUGCGAGCUCGACGCGAGAAGACUCUGACUCCGAGGCACGGUCGUCGGACAGCGGCCGGGACCAAGACGAGUCUGGUCAUGAGAGUGGUGACGGCAAGGCCUCUAACGGUGCAAAAAGAAAAUACGAAGAUGGCGACAAGAACUCAGAGAAGAACACAGACGGCAACCAAGAAGACAAGCCGAAAAAGAAGAAAGCGCGGACGACGUUCACAGGAAGACAGAUUUUUGAGCUGGAAAAACAAUUUGAAGUGAAGAAGUACUUGUCAGCGUCCGAGAGAGCGGACCUAGCAGCCCUUCUGAAUGUCACAGACACACAGGUCAAGAUCUGGUUCCAAAAUCGGCGGACAAAAUGGAAGAAACAGGACGGCAUCUCCAACGCCGAGGCGGCGGAACACAAAAUUGGCGGCAGCCGUCACAUCGACACGGUGCGUCAGCGCGAGCAACAGCGAUCCACCAAGGAGCUUCAGAACUGCGAGGCGCCUGUAGAAAACGAAACAACAACAGACUGCAAUGACUCCAACAAUAACAGCACAGAGCGGGCCGAGCGCAGCGGGACGGAGACCGAGAAUGCCGAGCACGACCCGCGGAACGCCACGGACUUGGAAGCCGCCGAACCUCCCGCUGGCGCCGUUGCAGCAGCCCUCGAACUUCCGCCUGACCAGGAGGGCGCGAAAAACGGUACUGUGAACGUUCAAGAUGAAUCUUCGCAAACGUGCCACACGGACUAAUAUAGCUAUAGCAUCAGGUGUUUAUUUCAGGACUGUCUAUGGCCACACAGUCCAAAUUUGUGAGGACCUAACUAAGCUGUUUUCAGCAACUGAGUGCUCUGAGCUCAGAAGAUACAUAUAGCAGAUAACUGCCAGAUGUUUAAUAGAGUAGACAUAGAUAUUAUUACGUUUGUGUUCCUUGCUUAUUUCUCGUUGUUCUUCGUCGUUAAAGAGACCGAAAAAAGUAAAAAGCGUUAGACUCUAUCAAAGCCCGCGUGGGACAAUCUAUCUCAGCAUUCCUGAUCUGCUGAUUGUUUAUCCGUUUAAAACGGGUGACAUGUGAAAUAAGAAAAAGAUAAGAAGCGCAAAGCCAGUCCUACUGGAAACUGUACAAAAUGCGCCUAAUCUGCAAUUGUAGAUUACCUUUCUGUUGUAUCAAAGCUGUUUGUUUUGUUGUUGUAAAGAGGUUGUUUCUGGUUUGCUGUAGAAACGUUUCACACAGAAGACUUGUUACCGAAAACAUCCACGAUGUCAGAGGUCA
Messenger RNA from Branchiostoma floridae (Florida lancelet), 2866 nucleotides. RefSeq names its product barH-like 2 homeobox protein. The record is from RefSeq and is a predicted model, not a curated record. The coding region runs from base 1354 to 2346 and encodes 330 amino acids. Lineage: Eukaryota; Metazoa; Chordata; Leptocardii; Amphioxiformes; Branchiostomatidae. Gene Ontology annotation, biological process: cell differentiation; regulation of transcription by RNA polymerase II. Gene Ontology annotation, cellular component: nucleus. The transcript has 3 exons. Gene Ontology annotation, molecular function: DNA-binding transcription factor activity, RNA polymerase II-specific; RNA polymerase II cis-regulatory region sequence-specific DNA binding.